Messenger RNA from Labrus bergylta (ballan wrasse), 13767 nucleotides. Lineage: Eukaryota; Metazoa; Chordata; Actinopteri; Labriformes; Labridae. The record is from RefSeq and is a predicted model, not a curated record.
CUUGGUUUGAUCUUCUUUUUCUUCUUUUCUUUUGUAAAUAACUCAUUGUUCGUGUUUGCCCAUUAUUUUUCAGGAAGAGAUAAACGACUGAUUGACAGGCUGUCAGAUGAAGCACAAAUCAAGAUGACUUUGGCGAGUUCAGCUUUUAAAUCUGUGACAGAAAAGUUCCUCAGUGGAGAAAUCCAAAUGAAAACUUUACACCAAAUCUCCCUGAAAAAACAAGAGUUUGUUGACUUGCUAAAGAUUGAUGGACUCUGUGAUGAUGAUCGCUGCAAAGAUGAAAGAAACAUGAAACAAUUACUGAAACGAAGAACCGAUGAAGCAGAAGCUAUCCAAAGUGAAAAGGAGCUGGUCAAGAGUCUUCUCCAUAUCUGCCAGGAGCUUCCACAACGUGUCAAAGUUGACUUCAAGGGCUUGGACGAAAAACUUCGACAGAACAUUGAGAUGAUGAAUCUCAAUGAGUUAAUGGACGUUCACACUUUUGAUGGACAGAACCCAUCUAAAAUUGAGGUUACUUAUUUCAACCUGUGUGAUAGCACCCGUCAAAUGGCUUCAGAAUUGGAUGUCAUUAAAGACAGUACAAUCUUCAAAUUGUGCUGGACAAAUCAAGUGGAAGAUCUGACAGAAGACCCUGAACAUCUGAAUGAAAAUGAAGAAAUUUACACUCUCGACAUGGUCUACAGCAAAAUAUUCAAGAGCAGCUUCAGCGAGUACAAAGCUCUUUAUGAUGGUCUGAAGAGCGGGGAACUGUUACUGGAGCAAAUAGACAGCAUUUUGGAGGUCUAUAAAAGCAAUUAUGAAGAUUUGCAGAAAGAUUUUAACAUCAUGUGCAGAAUAGAUCAAUCUGAUGACAGAAAGUGGAUCAAAACAAGGGCUCACCAGAUUGAACAGUACAGUGAUCUUCAUCUUGCAAUGGAGUCUGCCCAGAUCAUCAUUGGUAUCAGGGAUGCAGUGUGUCCAGAAGGAGACUUCAAAUUGCUUGAGAAACUGCUGCAAAUGAAUCAAGCAGACUUCAAGAAAAACAGUCUGAACUGCAUCGAUGACAACUUCAUAGAAGCAAAAAAGAUGUUGAAUGACAUUACAAGUGAUCGCAAGGAAUGUCUUCAGGAACUUCAUCUAAGCCAAAAGUUUGUCCAGUGGGCAAAAAAAGAACUUGAAGAUAUCAAUGAACUGAAAGUUUUUGUUGACCUUGCAUCCAUCUAUGCUGGAGAAAAUGAUAUGGAGGUGGAUCGAGUGGCCUGUUUUCAUGAUGCUGUUCUUGGUUACUCGUCCAUGUUGUAUGGACUGAAGGAGGAUUCUGACUUUGCUGCCUUCAAGGAGUCCCUGUCAAAACUGUGGAAGGCAUUUGAAAAUGAUAAAGAGAUACCAAGAAAAUUGCGGGAUACAUCACGCUAUCUGGAAUGGUUGAAGACUGUAAGGGAAAGCCAUGGAUCUGUUGAAUUUUCAUCUCUGUCCUUGGCUACAUCCAUCAAUGAGAAAGGAGUGUACAUCAUCAAAGCCCAGAAUGAGAAAAGGCUCACUUUAGAGAGUUCCCUCAUGCUGCAAAUUCAGGAUGGACUUGAGAUAAAUAUGACAUGCACCUAUGAGGACCUGAAAGAGUUACAAAAUAAGCUUAUGCUUAUGUCCGGAAGAGGGGAACAAAAUCAAAGUGAAGUGGAAUUCUUUGCUGAGGUGUUUGACAAUGUCCAAAGACUUGCCAGAGCUUUUGUAGACCUUUAUGCUGCAGGGAACCCACUCUUCAAGUGUUGGGAAGCUAAAAUGUAUUGCAAAAGUCAGAAUGACCCAUGUAUCACAUUGGAACUCAACUUUUGCAAGACCCUAUAUCACAUCCAAGUAUUUGGAAAUCUAGUUGAACAACUUGCAGAAGUGUCCCAGAAGAUGGAGUUAUUUCUUGAUGACUGGAGAAACUUCAUGGACACACAAAGAUCUGACCACUACUACUUAAACUUUUUCACAGCAGAACAGAUAUUCUACCUGUGCAGCGUUGUGACUCAGAGCAACGUUGAUGUAGAAAUAGAGGAUAACGCUUUGAUGAUGCUGUCUUUCAUCAAACCAAACUGCACAACUUCAGAUGUCUGGGGAACAUGGAAAAAGUUUCAAGACCAAUUUGAGCCUGGCAAAAGGAUGAAUGACGAUAUUCCCUUUAAAAGUCACUUUCGUCCCCCUGAUGACAAUCACAUGUCCUCAGCCAAUGCGAGUCAUUUAACAGCAGAUGAUUCAGCAGGUGCUGCAGUCCAGGCUGCUGGUUUGAAAGAACUGGAAGACUUGUGGAAUGACUACAUGGAGAAUAAGGGAAUAUUGUUCCAUGACCUUUUGGACAUAAGGAGUCUAGGCUGUCUGUUAAAAAUGAUGACCGCCUCAGAAAUUCAAAAUGAAAAUGAAUGGGAACAACCAUUGCUUUCAGAGAUGCAAGACAGCUCACUCAGAAGAAGCCUCCCAAAAGGCCUUAUCUCAAACCAGCCAAAUCUCAUCAUCUGCCCUCAUGAUGAUGUCCUGACUUCAUGUAUCUGCUUGUACAUGACUAGUGAGUAUGAACCACUGCCAAGUUAUGAUGAGGUUCUCUUGUGCACUCCGGAAACAUCUCAUGAACAAGUAGAGCUUUUCCUGAGGAGAUGUCUCACACCAGGUGACAUUGGCCAGAAGAUUUAUACAAUGCUUUGGGCAGAUCAACUCACCUAUGAUGUAAGCUGUGCAAUGGAGAAGUGUCUUCAGAAUCUACAGUCCCUUUUUAGACUUGAGUCCAGGCUGGUGAUUAUUUGCAGCUCUGACAGGGAGCACACUUACAUUCCUACUGCAUUCAGUCAGUUUAAAAGAGACUUUGUGCCCCAAGAGCCACUGGAAAGGAUCCAAAAGUACCUGUCUAGGCAUUACACUGUGCCCUCGGAUCACAAGAAUGCUUUUUUCAAAGGUGACCAUUCUGUUGGCAUUGUUGCAUCCCAACGUGCAGGAGUAGGCAAGUCAUUGUAUGUCCAAAGACUGUAUGAAAAGCUGGAGGGAAGUGUUGAAAAAGGAACUGCAUUUAAGAAGUGCAUCCGAGUAACUGAGCGUGAGGUUAAUGAACACAAGGUCCUCCAGUCUUUGUAUGACACACCAAAAGGAGAAGAUCUCAGGAUGUUUCACUUUGAUAUUACAUCCUCGGUGAAAAAAGGCUUGAAUGAAUUUCUAUUCAAGCUUUUCUUUUUGCGGUACCUGAUGGAUUCAGAUGGACAGAUGUGGCGCUGCAGUCACAAACACUUGUACAUUGUUGAGUUACUGGAAGCCACAAAUCUUCAGCCAAGAUAUGCAUCCAAAUCUGGACGAAAAGAAAACUUUGCAUUCUGGGACAUUUUCCCUAAGGUGAUUUGUCGUUCACCAAAGGAGGUAAUGGCUUUGGAAAUGAAAGAAGAGAAAAACACUGACAAGAUGAGUGAAGACCCCCUCAUGGAUGAUGAAUUUUUCAGGAGUGAAGUUUAUCAAAGACCAUAUCAAUACCUCACACGUUUUCACAACAAAAACAAUCUCGACAAUUUCACUUACCAUGGCAUUGAAGGGACUCAGGCAGAGUGUCUUCAGAUACUCUUAAUCUACUGUGGCAUUAUAGAUCCAUCUUGGGCAGAGCUACGUAACUUUGUCUGGUUCUUAAAUCUUCAGUUGAAAGACUGUGAGAAUUCAGAUUUCUGCAAACUCGAGUUUGUUGGAGACACUCUUCAAGGGUUCAAAAACUUUGUAGUUGAGUGCAUGAUAUUGAUGUCCAAAGACUUUGCAACCCCAUCACUAUGCAUCACUGACCAGAGCCCUGGGUGUCAACAAACUGACAUCAGUGGCCUUAAUGAAGAAGAUUUAGCUCCAUUCCUCAUCCGAAAAAGGUGGGAGUCCGAGCCGCAUCCAUACAUCUUUUUUAAUGAUGACCACAUGUCCAUGACUUUCAUUGGAUUUCACGUGGAGCGCAAUGACCAGAAGGGGGUAGAUGCCUUAAACCCAUUGACAGGAAAAGUGAUCAAAAGAAACAUCAUGUCUAAAGAGUUGUACGCUGGCUUAAGACAUCAGGGAGUCCCUUUUAAUAGGGACUUUGAUCAGCUUCCUCGAGCUGACAAGAUUGAGCAGCUGUGCAGUGUGCUUGGCAUCGAAAGGCCAACAGAUCCUGAUGAAACAUAUGAACUUACAACCGAUAACAUUCUGAAAAUGAUGGCAAUUCAUAUGAGAUUUAGGUGUGGCAUUCCAGUCAUCAUAAUGGGUGAGACUGGAUGUGGCAAGACGAGGCUAGUGAAGUUCAUGUGUGAGUUGAGAAAGUGUGCAGCACAAGCAGAGAACAUGAAACUGGUCAAGAUUCAUGGAGGGACAACCCCAGAAAUGAUAUAUGAGAAGGUGAAGGAAGCAGAAACUCUUGCAAGGAUCAACAAAGAGAAUCAUGAUUUGGACUCGGUUCUUUUCUUUGAUGAGGCAAACACCACAGAAGCUAUCAGCAGCAUCAAAGAGAUCCUUUGCGAUAACACUGUGCAAGGACAACAGCUUUGCUCUGAAACAGGACUACAUAUUGUUGCUGCAUGCAACCCCUACAGGAAGCAUACAGACAAGAUGAUUGAAAGGCUGGAGGCUUCUGGCUUGGGCUACAGGGUGAGGGCUGAGGAAACUGAGGACAGACUUGGCUCAAUCCCUCUCCGCCAGCUCGUGUAUCGUGUUCAUGCGUUACCCCCCAGUAUGAUUCCUCUUGUUUGGGACUUUGGACAGCUUAACGACUCAACAGAGCAAAUGUACAUCGAACAAAUAGUGCAAAGACAGACAAAGGCCAACUUGGUUGAAAAGAGUUAUAUUCAGACAAUAACUAAGGUUUUGUCAGCAUCACAAAAGUUCAUGAGAGAGAGGAAAGAUGAAUGCAGCUUUGUCAGUUUGAGAGAUGUGGAACGGUGCAUGCAGGUGUUUGUGUGGUUCCAUAAAAAUCACCCAAUGCUUGCAGAAGAACUGAACUCAUUUCGUCAAAAGCAAAGUGAGAGGGAGCAAAACAAAAUCAGGUUUUCACCUGCUAGUGACAGAGUUAUCUGGUCACUCUUGAUGGCCACUGGAGUGUGCUAUCAGGCCUGCUUGGAGGAAAAAUUGCCAUAUCUGCAAACUAUCAGCCAGGGGCUCCCCCGUGGCUAUAGCAAAGAGAGAGUACUCAAGGAAAUCCAACUCAUGCAUGACCUCCUACUCAAUGGUGUACCCAUGGGCAAGACAAUAGCCAGAAAUGAGGCUUUGAAAGAAAAUUUCUUCAUGAUGGUAAUCUGUGUUGAGCUAAGAAUUCCCUUGUUUAUUGUUGGGAAACCUGGGAGCUCAAAAUCACUGUCCAAAACCCUUGUUGCCGAUGCAAUGCAGGGCCCUUCCUCACACUCUGAACUUUACAAGAGGCUAAAGCAGAUACAUCUGGUGUCUUUCCAGUGCAGCCCUCAUUCUACUCCUGAAGGAAUCAUCAACACAUUCAAGCAAUGUGCCCGCUUUCAGGAAAACAAAAAGUUGGAUGAAUACAUCUCAGUAGUUGUACUUGAUGAGAUUGGAUUGGCCGAAGAUUCCAGUAAAAUGCCUCUAAAAACACUCCACCCAUUACUGGAAGAGGGUUGUGUGGAUGAUGAGCCACAACCUCAUAAAAGGGUUGGGUUCAUCGGAAUUUCGAACUGGGCAUUGGACCCUGCGAAGAUGAAUCGUGGAAUAUUUGUGUCCCGUGGGGAUCCAAACCAAAAAGAGCUAAUCAAGAGUGCUGAAGGGAUAUGCGCAUCUGAAAAGAAGAUCCUGGACACCAUCAAACCCCUCUUUGAGCCAUUCGCAAAAGCAUAUGGGACCAUAUGCCAACAAGGGAAGGGCUUUUUUGGUCUGCGGGACUUCUACAGUCUCAUUAAGAUGAUAUUUUCUAUUACUAAACACAGUAAUGAGAAACCUACCAGAGAUGAAAUCACUGGAGCCGUCCUGAGAAACUUCAGUGGAAAAGAUGAUGUUGAUGUGAUGGGCAUAUUUAGCACAGAACUCAGAGAAGACUUUGCCAAUACCUGCAUCUCCACCAAAAAUUUGGUCAAUCAAAUCAUAUCUCCAGCUGGCCAAGUUGAUGAAAGUCGUUACCUCUUGAUCCUCACAAAAAACUAUGCUGCUCUUCAGAUUCUCGAACAGAUAUUCUUCACAAACCAAAUCCAUCCAGAGAUUAUCUUUGGGUCCAGUUUCCCAAAAGAUCAGGAGUACACACAGAUUUGUAGGAACAUCAAUCGUGUCAAAGUUUGCAUGGAGACUGGACAGACAGUUGUGCUUCUCAACCUUCAGAAUCUGUACGAAAGUCUGUAUGAUGCACUCAACCAAUACUAUGUGACCUUUGGAGGUCAAAAGUAUGUUGAUCUUGGAUUAGGAACACAUCGUGUGAAAUGUAGAGUUCACAAAAACUUCAGGCUCAUUGUCAUUGAAGAGAAAGAGGUGGUAUAUGAGCAGUUCCCCAUCCCACUGAUCAACAGGCUGGAGAAACACUACCUUGACAUCAACACUGUCCUCAGAGAUGAGCAGAAGGACAUUGUCCAAAAACUACAGAAAUGGGUUGAUGAUUUUGUGUCCUUAACUAGUCAACACCAUACAAUGAAGCAGUAUGUUCCAAGUGACGUCUUCAUUGGUUACCACUCAGACACAUGCUCCUCUGUGGUCCUUCAAGUAACAGAGACUCACAGUGACGAAACAGAUGCUCAGAUCAUUCUGGACAAAGCCAAAGAAAUUUUGCUCAACUGUGCCACUCCAGACUCAGUUAUCCGUUUGGACAAAUCCAGGCUGCCUGAUGAGGAAAGAGAACAUUUGAUGAAAGAAUAUGUUAAAGAGGAGAUGCACAGUUCAUUUGGAGACUACAUCGUCUACCACAGAAAGGAACUGGCACAGUCCCGCUUUUUCUUCACCGAGGUCACAACAUUUUCCAGGCUUUUGACUGCAGCAGACACACAAAAACUGCAAAGUACUAUAAUGCUUGACAAUAUCCGUCUGCUAUCACUGCAGCAGUUUGACACAGAGUACUCUUUUCUCAAGAAAAUCAGGGAAUGCCUUGGCUCAACACCUGCAGACAGAGUACUCAUUAUCCAAACAGACUAUGAGGAAGACUCCCACAAGAGGAAUGUUUUUUCCUCAGCCAAGUAUGCAUGCGUCAAUGAAAUAAACAAGUGGGCCACUGCAGACAACACCAAGCCACUUGUUUACUUUGUCACCAAACUCCCUCGAAUCGAGGGUGGUACUUCAUUUGUUGGGUUUCAAGGAGGUCCUUGGAGGUCUGUGCACAUUGAUGAUCUGAGAAGAUCAAAAGAGUUUGUGACUGAUGUAAACUGCUUGAAAAAGCUUUGCAUGAGUGAGAUUUUUGAAGAUCCACCUGAGGCCAUGGAUGCAGAAGACCAUAAUGGUGUUCCACAAAACAAUGACUCCACUGUUUUGGAAGGUUUGCUUGAUAUCCCAAAUCUGCUGAGGAGCUGUGUCCAGAGUGCAGUGAGCAUGCUAAGAGAUUCAACGGACAAUGCGAAGCUCAGCACAAAGCGAGUGGAGAGCUUGCUCACACUUCUGGAUGAAAGUCAGACACAAGGUGUGUUCACAAACAUUGUAAGGAAGUGUAUCCACUCACUGUUGGAAGACUAUGAGGCCAACAUCCCUAAUCCUAAAAGCUGGGUGCUGAGGGAGGCUUCUAAUGUCAGCGCUCUUCAAGAGGGAGGAACAUUCUUGCAUACGCUGUGGAGGAAAAUACAAGCAGUUGUCGCACCACUGCUAGCAAACUUGGUCUCAGUCAUUGACCGAGAUUGCAAUUUGCAGCUUUUGCUGAAAGGAUGUGAUGAACUUAAAGGCCUAUGGCUCGAGAUUUUUGGGAACCCAAAUAUGCUCCUUGUACCUUAUGUGAGAGUGGAAAGCAACUCCAGUGUGAUAAUGGUACAAAGCCAUAUCACAGGCGGAAACACCAUGUGCUGCCGUUUGCCGUUCAGCUGGUGGAUCAAAGAGUUCCUGGAAGGGCUCAUGAUGCAAACAUCCAGACAUAAAAAUCAUUCUCCAGGUAGAUUCCUAGAGGUUUUCUUAAACACUCCUCUUGGCAGGUACUUGAAUGAAAAUGUCAAUGAGAACAUGAGGAAAGAAUUCUUUGAAAGGUACCUACAGGAUUUUGUUGCAAUGACUUUCAAAGUGGCAUCAGAUGAAGAAUUACAGCUCAUGUGUCAGGCCCUGGCCAGCUGCGUUGAUGAAGUAAAGAGACGAAAAAGAGACGAAGAUGAGCUUUCUCUUCCUCUUGUCCACAUUGCCCACCAUUUCUUCCAAAGGCGUCUUCAGAACCUCUCACGGAUGUUUGCUCUUCAGCCUGAUGUUUUGACUCCUUUGAGAAAAAACCAGCACAUUGGAAACUGUCAAGAGAUGGUUUUGGAUGUGCAUGCAGCCCAGGCGUGUGUUGAAUGUCUGGGGUCUCCUAAAGUUGAUACUGAUGCUCUCUGCCAGGACUGGCUUAAGCAGGUCAAGAGUCUGCAAGCAUCUUUAGAGAUGAUUUGUUCCCACAUUCACACCAAACUGUAUGGACAAAGAUGCAAAGAAAUACUCCAGGCUGUCAGUAAUGGCUGGAAGCGCAUUCACAUACUCUCGUUGUUUGCGGAGCACAUGCUGCUGGGUUUCCAUAAUGAUGAGAAUCAGAUCAGAGUUCUUGUCCAGAGUCACAUCCAGACCUUAAGCAGGGUUCUGGAUAGAGACUCCGAUGUUAAACAAAUGAGCGCUUUUAGGGCAGUAAUUCAAGUACUAACAUCCUGCGAGAAGAGCGCAAGUGAUCUUUUUUUCAGGUUUGGACUUCAGUGUCGGGUGUGUAUGAGGAAGCCUCAGGACCCUGUGGGACUGCCAUGCCAUCACAUCUACUGCUUAACAUGCAUCAGAGCAAGUCUGGAUGCAGGAAAGACAGCAUGUCCCACGUGCAGACAGGAGUUACCAAAUGACUUUCAGCCACAUGUCUCAGAGGAAAUCCGGGUGACUGUCAAGAAACAUGCAGAAUUCAGGCGGCGUUGCAACGGUUUCUUCAUUGAUUUGCUCUCCACUGUAUGCUUCAAGGACAACUCGCCACCAGCCAGGGACGUCAUCAAGCACCUAUUGUCCUACCUUAUGGUUGAGACAGAAAACAGAGAGAUUCACACCAAAGAUUUGUCGCCCUUUGAUGAGUCUCCUGAUAAGAACCCAGUCGUUCGAUCUGUGAUCCUCAAGCUGCUGCUCAAGUUCAGCUUUGAUGAAGUCAAGGAAUAUUUGCAGCAGCAUUUGUCAUCUAUAGAGGACAGCAGGUUUGUGCAUGAGGAGGAUACAGCAGAACUUUACGCCCUGUACAUCAACUGCUUGGAGGACUCCAUGUGGGAGAGAAUGCCUCAGGAAGGCAACAAAACUGAAGAGUUGGCGCCUUUUGCCGAUGAUGAAACAAAAUUCCUGCGCUCCUUUUUGGAUGAUGUCACAUCUGUUCCAGAAACAGUGUCAAUUCAACAUCUCCAACACAUUGCAGGAUUGCGUGUGUGCCUCACCUUGGCUGCCCAGAUCAUCAGUGACAAUCUGUCUGAAAAUGAUGUCCCAGACGGAGCUGAAGAUUUCCUGAAUACGGUGAUUAAGCUCUGUGAGGACAGUGGGAAUGAUUGGUACCGUGUUUAUCUGAUCCGCAAGCUCAGUCGAAAGCAUGGGGUCGAGUUUGUUCAGGCACUGGUGAAAAAACCAAAGUUCACCUGGCUUUUUCCUGCAGAGAUCCAUCAACAGAAUGAAGAUGGAGGCCAGAUGGACCAGUAUCUUUUGUAUGGAGAGGAGUACAAGGCGGUGAGGGAUGCUGUUGCCAUGGCAGUAGUGGGUGGUGAAGUAGAGCAGAUUGAAGAAGUCUGUGAGAAAUGCACUGCACCACCAAGGAAUCGAACAAUGUUCAUCCUCCUGGCACUUUUCCGAGAGGUCACAACUCUGUACAGGUCUGCAAAUACAGGACUUCACCUGACCCCUGAGCGAAGACAAGUAUUUGAAGAGUUCAUCCAGGGCUCAAGAUAUCUGCAUCAAGAAGAAUUGAGGACCUUUGCCUCAGCCUUGGUUGACAACAGGUUGGGAGCCCUGACCAUGAACCCUGACCAUCCUAUUACACACAACACUGUCAUCGAGCUGACUAUUCAUCUAGAGGUUGUUCUGCUCACUGGGACUCAGCCUCUGUUGAUGCCACUCAAGCAGCUCGGCCUGUUUCCUGAAAAUAUGCAGGAGGCAUUUAUACCCACAAUGCCUGAUGACAUGUUAGCUGCUGCUCGCACAGUAUUUGAAAAUACAGAAGGGAGAUAUACUUGGUAUGUGUGUCCAAAUAAUCAUCCAUGCGUUGUUGACGAGUGUGGUCUGCCCAUGCAGAAGGGCAUCUGUCUGGAAUGUCGCCAAGAGAUUGGAGGGGCCAAACAUGUAGCUCUGCCCGGAUUCAGAAAAACACAGCUGCAGCAGGAUCAGACAAGACCUGGACACAUCCUAGGGGACCCUGAGCAGAGAAACAACCCCAAUGCUCUGGACACCAAAAACAUGUCUCUGGCUCCCUUUACUCUUGUCAGACUUGUUACACAUUUGCCGAUGUUGUUGGGAGCCUCAGAGAAGCCCCAGUUUGUCCAGAACAUCAUCCAGCCACCUGUUGAGGAUGUUUGUCAGUUUCUUACUCUGCACAUAUUAAAGGAUCUGGAACAGCUGUCCCAGACACUGGGAAGGGGCGCUGACGACACUGUUACAACUGUCCACCUAGUGCUUAGAUCUCUGCAAGAGCUAAUGCAGACCAGUCACUCUGAUACUGAUCUUCACCUGUCAACUAAAGAAUCCAGAAACAACUGGGAGACUACUGUCGCUGCAGAAAUAAUGACACCCCGGUUGAGGGAUCUAGAUCUGCUCCUGCAAGAAGCAAAGGGGAGCAUCAGAACUGACUCCCGUGUUUCCUCCAACUUCAUCAUAAGAACAACUUUGGGGGAUGACUGCACCUUCCUCACAUCACUGGCUCAGUGCUCUCAAGUCCACAGCUCCGCUGUGUGGAGUUGCAGAGAUAGACUGUCGUUGCUCCGCCUCACACACAUUGUGGAGCAAAAUGACCAGAAGGAGGAUCUACCUCUUCUGUGGAGGUUCCUACAGAAGGAGAGAGAAUUUCGGCAGAUUAAGCAUCUUCCCAGCAUCCUUACCCUGCAGAAACACUUGGUGAGAAAGUUCCAGAACACAUCAGAUCAAAUAGGGGGCUCAAUCGGAGAUUUCAUCAAGAAGCAAACAGAUUUAAGAGCAUGGUAUGAGAAACACAUCGACACCUUCCUGAAAGCUUGGAAUCUGCUUAGAGUGUCUGUAACAAGCAAUGAGAUGAAGAUACCUGAUGAAUUUAGCAGCCAUGACUUAAGCCUGGACAGCGACCUGCAGUACCUCCUGCCCCGGCAUCAGGGUCCAGGACUGUGUGCCACAGGGCUGGUCAGCUACCUGGUGUCACUACAAAACGAGCUGGUGAAUGCUGUGGAUACUCAGACUGGAGAGGACAACAGCAGUUACAGAGAGAGUGUGGCAGAGCUCACAGAGCAGCAUGUGAUCCACUACGAGGUGGACAAAGACCUGCUUCCUCUGAUAUUAUCCAACUGCCAGUACAGCUUGGAACGGGGCCAUGAGACAAUAUCACAAUAUGAUCUGCCCAGGAUCCAGCGGCAGAUCCUCACCCGCUUCCUGCAGGGAAAACCCCUCAUCACCCGCACAGGAAUUCCUACUCUGGUCAACACACAAGAGAGAGACUAUGACUCUAUUUUCAAAGCUGUUAAAGGAAAAGUGCAUCAGGACACUCUGUCCUCUCUGACCCGGAAUGCCUUGUCCAGAGAGCUGGAGUCCUACAGCGAGGUAUGUGAGGCACUCAAGAUCGUGGAGUUGCUUCUGGGUUUCCUCUCAAUGACAGGUGGUGAUCCCAUGAUGCCACUGGUCGCUUACCUGCAGGACGUCCUGAAAAUGGCCAACAACAUCGAUCAUCAAACAUUGAAGGCUCUGGGCAGAUGCACCCUCAGACAUUGUGUUUGUUUGUGGCAACUCCUCUCCUCCCUCAAAUCAGAAAAAAUGCUGCAGCGUCUCAAGAGGGAGCCAUUUUCGGGGUAUCCAACUGAAUACCAGAUGCAGCUGACUGAGGAAGAUAAGAUAGAGCUGAAGGGCUUCCUGUCCAGGGGCAUCGUGGACCAAUGGCUGCUUGAGAUGCACGAGUUCCUCCUGUUGAAUCUGGGCCGCCCAAGGGCCACUGAUGAUUACACACCAACCUGGGGUGUAAAGGAGACUGUGGCGGCUUACAUGGACGGUAAAAAGGUGGAGGUGCCUCUUUACGUGGAGGACAAGUUUCCUGAAAACCUGACGCUGUCCCAGAUUGUAGAGACCUGGAAAUACUCUGUCACAGCAAGGCAGGAGUUGCUUAUGGAGGGAUGAGGUGGAUGUGUUGUAGAAAUGUGAGAUUAUCAGGUUAAAUGUAAGAAAACCAAGUUUGAUUUGAUUUUGUUUUCAUUUUUUUCCGCCUUUAUUUGUUCCUGAUUUGUUGUGUGAAAGAUGAAUAUAUAGCGAAGGGUAUUCCAUUCUUGUAACUCCUUGAUCAAACAGUUUAUUACAUGUUAUCAUGAGCUAGCUGCUUAUUUACUGCCCUAUAUCAGUUUAUAAGAGAUCAUUCAUUUGUGUCUGAGCCUUACAUGAAGGAUCAGAACCUACUCAGCACAAAUUAACUAAGACUUUGAUAUUGAUUGUUUUUUUAUAUAUGUUUCAGGGUUAAUCAUUUUUUAAUAAUUUGGGAUUUGGGAUUUUUUUAACCUGCCAUAAUUCAACAGUUUUUGUAAACUUUACAAUAUUUGCUUUUUUUUGAUCAUGUUUCAUCACCCAUGCCAAAUCUUCUUUGAGUGAUUGCACCUGUCUAGUGAGUUUGGAGAAUCUGCCUAGUUGAACACAGCCGCGCUGCCUAAUGUCAAAACUUAAGAAGAACAAUACAGUCAAGCACAAGCUUCAUGUGCUAAUUCAGGCCCUAUAAUAUUUUAUUUUUAGAAUUUGCCGCCAGCCAUGGAGCUGAUGGCCAAUGGGUUAGGUUGUGCCUGCUAAAUGGAGGCUUCAGUCCUUCAAACAGGCAGCCCGGGUUCAAGUCCUACCUGUGUCUCCUUUCCUGCAUGUCACUCCCCACUCUCUUGUCCCAAUUUCCUACUCUGUCCACUGUUCUAUUAAAUAAGGGCUUAAAGCUAGAAAAAUGUAUCUAAAUUUUUUGGGUGCUGCAGGCCAAUAAAAAAAUGGAUCACGAGCUGCAGGUAACCUGCAAGGUCUUAUGUUUGGACACCCCUGUUGGAAAGAUAAACUGGAUAAGAAAUGUAAUCAUGCAGACUUUUCAUGUAUUCUGAUUUUCAUUCACAUUAAGUAUUCUCUCUUAGUUCAUAUGGAAUUUAUUGUGAUGCUUUUUAUUGAGUGUCUUUGAUAUAUCUGAUUUAUGUUUGUUUCCUCAGUCUGGUCAUGUUGGUCGUAGCAGUCUUAAAAUAACGGCCAUUAUUGUUGUCAUCAUUGCAGUAACCGCUGUGGUGUUUAAACGCCUGUAAGUGGACCCAUGCCUCAAUAAGGCUUUCAAGUUAAUAAAAUGAUGUCAGUUACAUAAUCAUUAUUGAGGUUUCUGAUUCCAUGAAGAACUUAAAGUGUAUAUCCUUUCACAACUGUACACCUUGAGGCAGUAACAAUAUUUUAUUUUAGUGGUAAGAUGAAGGAUAAUUAAAUUUGGUAAAGAUUACAUUUGAGUUCACUAAUCAAAAUACUGUAAUAGUGAACUAGUCUUGAUGCUGUUAAUGUAUUUAACAAGUU